Trifolium pratense (red clover) is the source of this 1806-nucleotide messenger RNA. Its product is annotated as probable protein phosphatase 2C 79. Gene Ontology annotation, molecular function: protein serine/threonine phosphatase activity; cation binding. The record is from RefSeq and is a predicted model, not a curated record. The coding region runs from base 456 to 1649 and encodes 397 amino acids. The transcript has 5 exons. Gene Ontology annotation, biological process: protein dephosphorylation. NCBI's taxonomy places the organism in Eukaryota, Viridiplantae, Streptophyta, Magnoliopsida, Fabales, Fabaceae.
GUGGAGCCCAUUGGUGAAGCACUGCUUAGCUGGCUCCAACCUCUUUUUAUGGACCUUGUCUGCCUCACUCCCUUCUUCCCAAUUCCCAUUUUUGUUUUAUUUUACAAACAAACAACAAUUAAGUAAGUAAAACCUUUUUCUUUUCAUUUCACUCUAAAAAAGUCUUCAAUUUUUCUUCUUCUUCCUCAGAUCUAAUCAUUCUCCUCCGAUCAUCACUUUUCUCCAUCUGGGCCAUCUAAUAAAUACUUUAAUCCUUUGUUUGUGGCGGAUCAUCAUCAUUGGCAGCAUCAUCAUUGUUGUUGUGGUAACUGGUGACUUGUUGUGAGGAGAGUGUAGUACUGUAUCUAUAUAGUAUAUAUUGAGUGAAAAUUGUGAGGGGUGAAACUGUGUUUUGUGGUAUUUUAUAGAUUAUAUUAGAUGUGGAAAUCUUUGAUGGUUGUUUGGUGAAAUGAGGGAUGUUAUCGGAGUUAGUGAACUUUUUGAAGGCCUGCUUUCGGCCGAGUACUGAUGGGUAUGCACGAACAGCAUCAGAUGCCGGAGGUAAACAGGAUGGACUAUUGUGGUACAAAGACUUGGGGCAGCACUUGUGCGGUGAAUUUUCGAUGGCUGUAGUUCAAGCCAAUAACUUGCUGGAGGAUCAGAGUCAGAUUGAAUCUGGUAGUUUGAGCUUGACCGAGUCUGGCCCUUGUGGAACAUUUGUUGGUAUCUAUGAUGGACAUGGAGGGCCUGAGACAUCACGGUUUAUCAACAAUCAUCUAUUUCAACAUCUCAAGAGAUUUACUUCCGAGCAACAAUCAAUGUCAGUGGAUGUAAUUCGCAAGGCAAUCCAAGCAACAGAAGAGGGGUUUAUGUCGCUGGUUUCACAACUGUGGUCAAUUUCACCACAAAUUGCAGCAGUUGGAUCGUGCUGUCUUGUUGGUGUUAUUUGUAAUGGAACCCUUUAUAUAGCAAACCUCGGUGAUUCUAGGGCUGUUUUGGGAAGAGUAGUCAAGGCAACUGGUGAGGUUUUAGCCAUGCAAUUAUCAACGGAGCACAAUGCAUCAAUAGAGUCCGUAAGACAGGAGCUUCAUUCUAUGCACCCCGAUGAUUCAAAUAUCGUUGUUUUGAAGCAUAACGUAUGGCGUGUGAAGGGGAUUAUACAAAUUUCUAGAUGUAUUGGUGAUGUGUAUUUGAAAAAAGCUGAAUUCAACAGAGAACCAUUAUAUGCCAAGUUUCGACUUAACGAGCCUUUCAAGAAGCCAAUACUGAGCUCAGAACCAUCAAUAUUAGUGCACCCAUUGCAACCUCAUGAUCAAUUCAUUAUAUUCGCAUCUGAUGGGCUCUGGGAGCACUUCAGCAAUCAAGAAGCAGUUGAUAUAGUUCAAAAGAAUCCUCGCGCUGGAAUUGCAAGGAGGAUGGUGAAAACUGCGCUUAAAGCAGCGGCAAAGAAGAGAGAAAUGAGAUAUUCAGAUUUAAACAAAAUUGAUCGUGGAGUUCGGCGGCAUUUCCAUGAUGAUAUAACUGUGAUUGUUGUGUAUCUCGAUUCAAAUCUGAUGAGUAGGGCAAGCACCGUGAAGUUCCCUAGUAUUUCUGUUAGAGGUGGUGGUGUUAACAUUCCUCAAAACACAUUGGCACCUUGUACUACUACAACAAAUAAUGGUGGUACUUAAUCAUGUUUAAUUUAAUUGGAUCUAUACUAGUUAGUAGGAUUUAUUUAGAGUAUCAUGAAAUAUAAUUUAAAUUGCGCUCAUAUCUUUUGAAGGCAUAACAAAUUGAACCAUCUUUAACAAUCUAUCUGAAAGAAACAUGGAUUUUGGUUUGUUUCAA